Molecule: messenger RNA, 441 nt
Organism: Mizuhopecten yessoensis (Yesso scallop)
Lineage: Eukaryota; Metazoa; Mollusca; Bivalvia; Pectinida; Pectinidae
Product: extensin-like
Exons: 1
Coding region: 1-441 (146 amino acids)
Source: RefSeq, a predicted model, not a curated record
AUGUACGCUAGUACACAUGUUCCCAUGUACGCUAAUACUCUUGUCCACAAGUACGCUAGUACUCCUGUUCCCAAGUACACUAGUACUCCUGUCCCAAAGUACGCUAAUGCUCCUGUCCCCAAGUACGCUAAUCCUCCUGUUGCCAAGUACGGUAAUACUCUUGUCCACAAGUACGCUAAUACUCCUGUCCACAAGAACGCUAAUCCUCCUGUCCACAAGUACACUAGUACUCCUGUCCCCAAGUACGCUAAUACUCCUGUCUACAAAUACGCUAGUACUCCUGUCCACAAGAACGCUAAUACUCCUGUCCACAAGUACGCUAGUACUCCUGUUCCCAAGUACACUAGUACUCCUGUCCCCAAAUACGCUAAUACUCCUGUCCCCAAGUACGCUAGUACUCCUGUCCCCAAGUACGCUAGUUCUCCUGUUCAGGUUUCAUGA